This is a messenger RNA of Mirounga angustirostris (Northern elephant seal), 960 nucleotides long. It is a transcript of the gene SMIM5, whose product is annotated as small integral membrane protein 5. The record is from RefSeq and is a predicted model, not a curated record. Bases 257 to 478 code for a protein of 73 amino acids. NCBI's taxonomy places the organism in Eukaryota, Metazoa, Chordata, Mammalia, Carnivora, Phocidae. The transcript is spliced from 3 exons.
CAGGGGCAGGUCAGGAAAGAGGCAUCCGAGAAGGAAGGAAGAGGUGGUGGCUGGGCCGAAGACAGCCCCAGGAGGCUGCUGGGCUCCCCGGCAUGUGCGGCUGCCCCCCAACCCCACACCCGAGUUCCUAGGUGGGUGUGGCCUCCCAGCCCUGUCUCUGCUCAGCACUCCCGGCAGGAGCCCGGCAGGAGCCCGGCAGGAGCCCGGCAGGAGCCCGGCAGGAGUCCGGCAGGAGCCCGGCAGGAGCCGGCGCACCAUGGCAGCUGCCAGCUUUGUGCAGGAGAUGCGCUCCAUGGGUGAGAAGCUGCUGCUCAAGCUGCAGAGACUACCGCAGGCCGAGCCUGUGGAGAUCGUGGCCUUCUCGGUCAUCCUCCUUUUCACAGCUACCGUGCUGCUACUGCUGCUGAGCGCCUGCUGCUGCUGCCCCGCUGAGCGCAGACGCGGGAAGGUCCAUGCCCGGCCCGUAACCCCACCGUGAGGGGCAGACACGAGGACGGCACGUUGGCGAGGAGGCUGCCAGAGCCAUGACCCCAGGUGCCACCUGGCCCUGUGGCCCUCAGCCCACAAGACGGCACUCCGUGGCCCCGGCUCCGGCCCUGCCCAGGAACCUGCCACCUGCAGCCUUACCAAGGAAGCAAGGGCUGGGACAGCCACCAAACUCUGACCUGCCAGGGAACUCCGGGGGCCGGGGAGGAGUCAACUGUUUCAAACACCAAGUAAACAAAAACGGGAUUCUUUCCCAACCUGCACCUUUUAACAAAACACAGAAGCAGGGUCCCCAUACUUGGAUGGAGAACAGCCUGCAUCUGUGGGGAGCUGGCCCUCGGGGCCCCCACGCCAAAGAGGGGCUUUGUGCAAUAGCUACUGGAUCCCAAGCUUCCCACCAGAGGGGAGCAUGUCAGUAUUCUGCUCCGGUAUUUGCCCAUUUCUUUCCCAGUAAAAGCUUUCUGUUUAUGUGUU